Triplophysa dalaica is the source of this 913-nucleotide messenger RNA. RefSeq names its product deoxyuridine triphosphatase (gene dut). Gene Ontology annotation, biological process: dUTP catabolic process; dUMP biosynthetic process. The record is from RefSeq and is a predicted model, not a curated record. The coding region runs from base 296 to 850 and encodes 184 amino acids. The transcript has 7 exons. Gene Ontology annotation, molecular function: magnesium ion binding; dUTP diphosphatase activity. Lineage: Eukaryota; Metazoa; Chordata; Actinopteri; Cypriniformes; Nemacheilidae.
AUGACGCUAAUGUCACGCACGCACAUUAAAAGAAUCGCUCAUCAAAACCUUCAUAAACCACACACCCAUAAUGUUUGUUUUCAUGUGAUAAACUAUUACAGACACAGGAGUGUUAACUUAGCAUCAGCUAAACCCUGAAGUCUCGGUUCACUUCCUCAGAAGUCACUUCACACGUGCAGUUCGUCUGAUGUUCAGCAGGUGGCGGUCACGCGCUUAAGCUCGAGCGUCACACGAGGAGAAGAAGAGCUGGAGCUCGCGCAUCAUCAACAGAAUAAGAGCGCUCGUGCUGUGAAAGAUGUUAAAGAGUCGAUUCUGUGUUUCUCUCGCUUAUGUUUGCGGUGUAACGUUAAACGGACGCUGCGCUGCAGUCGCAGAGGCCGUUUCUCCACAGAAGAGAAGCAAAAGUCACACGAGUGGAGAAAACGGGGUGUUGAAAUUCGCCAAACUGACGGAGAACGCCACGACACCGAGCCGAGGAUCGAACCGAGCCGCGGGCUUCGACUUGUACAGCGCGUAUGAUUACAGUGUUGGAUCGAUGGAUAAAGUUCUAGUGAAGACGGAUAUUCAGAUCGCGGUUCCUCACGGUUGUUACGGCAGAGUCGCUCCUCGCUCUGGUUUGGCUGUGAAACACUUCAUUGAUGUGGGAGCUGGUGUUGUGGAUGAGGAUUACAGAGGAAAUCUGGGAGUUGUGCUCUUUAACUUUGGUAAAGAGACUUUUGAAGUGAAGAAAGGAGAUCGUAUCGCUCAGCUCAUCUGUGAGAGAAUCUGUUACCCGGAGCUGAUGGAGUUACAGACAAUGGAUGAUACUGAGAGAGGUGCGGGCGGUUUCGGCUCUACUGGCUCAAACUGAAUCAAACCCUUUCUGUGUUUUUUAUAUAUGUGUGAAUGUUAAAUAAAUGUUGUGCUACUGUUA